AUGGCGCUGCAGCUGCAGCUGCCGCUGCCGCGGCCGCUCGCCGCCGCCCGGCCCUCCAUCCUCCUCCCUUCCCCGGCCCAUGGCGCCUCCGCUUCCGCGACCGCCCUUCACGCCCGCGCCGGCGGCGUCGCGUUCUCGCUCCAGACCAACGUGCGCCUCAUCAAGCCCAACCGCCGCGUCCGCCGCUCCGGGACCCCUACUACGACCUCGACGAGGACGAUGAGGAGGAGGCGGAGUUCGAUGAAGACGAUGAUGACGAGGGCUACGAGAGCGAUUAUUUGGACAAGACUUUUGCUAUUUUGCGGUUCACAUGUGCAAUACACAGCUCUCACGGAUGACAUGUCGGGUUUGGAAUAUCCUGGUGUACUUUAUUCAAACAGCCCUCGUGCUUCAAGCAAGAGACAAGAACUAGAACCUCCACUGGUAAAAGAAAACUGGGAAGGAAGACAACCCAAAACUCGUGAUAACUACGGCAGUCCAGGAAAAAGUAAGUCCCUGUAUCCUAGGAGUAAAGUGGGACGACCAUCAAUGGAUCUUAAGAACAUGGAUAGUGAAGUUGAGUUGAAAAAUGCAAGUAUCUCUCGAAGUCUGUUCCAGAAAUUACAAGAAGAGUAUGACUUUGAUGACAAAUGGUUACCACUGAUUGAUUACUUGUGCACAUUUGGGCUAAAGGAGUCUCAUUUUACUUACAUCUAUGAGAGACACAUGGCCUGCUUUCAAAUCAGUCAGGCUUCAGCAGAAGAAAGGUUGGAUUUCCUGCUAAGUGCUGGGGUUAAAAGCAAGGAUAUGAAGAGGAUACUGGUCAGGCAGCCACAGAUUCUGGAAUACACCCUUGGCAAUCUGAAAUCUCAUGUUGAUUUUCUCGUGAGCAUUGGAGUUCCGAAUACACGAAUAGGACAAAUUGUUUCUGCUGCUCCUUCGAUGUUCUCUUACAGUGUGGAGCAGUCUCUGAAGCCAACAGUAAGGUAUCUGAUUGAGGAAGUAGGUAUUGAGGAGAGUGAUGUUGGGAAAGUAGUGCAGCUAAGCCCACAGAUUCUGGUGCAGAAAAUUGAUAGUGCAUGGAAAUCUCGAUCGCUUUUCCUGACAAAAGAACUGGGCGCACCCAAAGAUAGCAUUGUUAAGAUGGUCACAAAGCACCCUCAGCUGCUUCACUACAGCAUUGAGGAUGGAAUCUUACCUCGAAUAAAUUUCCUGAGAAGCAUUGGUAUGAGAAACUCUGACAUUCUCAAAGUAUUGACAAGUCUUACUCAGGUGUUAUCUUUGUCAUUGGAGGACAAUCUCAAGCCAAAGUAUCUUUACUUGGUCAAUGAACUCAAGAAUGAGGUUCAAUCCUUAACGAAAUAUCCUAUGUAUCUGAGCUUGUCUCUUGAUCAGAGAAUCCGUCCCCGCCACCGUUUUCUGGUUUCAUUGAAGAAAGCUCCAAAGGGUCCAUUUCCUCUGAGCUCCUUUGUGCCUACAGAUGAGCGUUUUUGCCAGAGGUGGGCUGGGACUAGCUUGGAGACAUACCACACAUUCAGACAGAGGUUGCUGCUAACAGGUUUUGCAGAGAAGUCUGGAAGGAAAACACUAGUCUCAAGACGGUAG
Messenger RNA from Miscanthus lutarioriparius, 1584 nucleotides. NCBI's taxonomy places the organism in Eukaryota, Viridiplantae, Streptophyta, Magnoliopsida, Poales, Poaceae. The record is from the annotation of a GenBank genome assembly.